AUGUAUACACACACACACACACACACACACACACACUUUUUAGGAUUCCAUUUUCCAGUCUCCCAGAAAAGCAGUUUCUGUGGGUGAUAGAAUGAGUCCAAGUGAUCAUCCAAGGAGACCGUUAAUUUUCACAGACCUACCCACAACACUGAUGUAGGACGCACUAUUAACUCAAGUACCAGAAGGAUUUUUCUAUUUUCUUAGGAAGUUGUGUGAAUAUAAUAAUCUCAGUGCUUCUUUACUUCCAAAACUGGACAACAGGUCAUAUAUCAAAAACAACAGUGUCAGCUCCUGUCCCUGCUACCAUGGAGUUUCUUGAGAGGACUUAUCUUGUGAAUGAUCAAGCCACCAAGAUGUAUUCCUUCACUUCUGACAGAGAACGCGGACAGAAGCCUGUGAAUAAAGAUCAGUGUCCUGGAGACGGGCCAGAGCGUCCGGAGGCAGGAGGCAUCUAUCACUGCCACAACAGCUUCAAGGCCACGGGGAACAGGUCGAGCAAGCAAGUGCAUGCCAAGUGGAGACUCUGUGCUGCUUCAGCAAUAUGCUUCUUCUUUAUGGUGGCAGAGGUGGUGGGUGGACAUGUUGCUGGGAGUCUGGCGGUCCUCACUGAUGCUGCUCAUCUCUUAAUUGACCUGACUAGUUUCCUGCUCAGUCUCUUUUCUUUGUGGUUGUCUUCAAGGCCCCCUUCCAAGCAGCUGACAUUUGGGUGGUAUCGAGCAGAGAUCCUCGGUGCCCUGCUGUCUGUCCUUUGCAUCUGGGUGGUGACUGGUGUGCUGGUGUACCUUGCCUGUGAGCGUCUCUUGUAUCCUGAUUACCAGAUCCAAGCAGGCAUCAUGAUCACUGUUUCAGGCUGUGCAGUGGCAGCCAACAUUGUACUAACUAUGAUUUUGCACCAACGGCAUCUUGGUCACAACCACAAGGAUGCACAAGCUAAUGCCAGCGUUCGAGCAGCCUUUGUGCAUGCCCUGGGGGAUGUGUUUCAGAGCAUCAGUGUGCUAAUUAGUGCUCUCAUUAUCUACUUUAAGCCUGACUACAAAAUUGCUGAUCCAGUGUGCACAUUUAUCUCUUCUGUCUUGGUUUUGGCCAGCACCGUCAUGAUCUUAAAAGACUUCUCCAUCUUACUCAUGGAAGGUGUUCCAAAGGGCCUGAGUUACAACAGUGUGAAAGAACUCAUCCUCACAGUCGAUGGCGUGAUCUCCGUGCACAAUCUACACAUCUGGUCGCUGACAGUGAACCAAGUGAUUCUCUCUGUUCAUGUUGCUACAGCUGCGAGCCAGGACAGCCAGUCUGUGCGGACAGGAAUUGCUUGCGCUCUCAGCAGUAGCUUUGAUCUGCACUCUCUUACCAUUCAGAUCGAAUCUGCGGCAGAUCAGGACCCCAGCUGCCCUCUCUGUGAAGACCCACAGGACUAGCUCGCUCACGCUGUCAGCUUCCAGUGUUUCCUAGGCCAUGACAAGCUGCAGCAAAGUCUCUGCAAUGCACA
Molecule: messenger RNA, 1483 nt
Organism: Rattus rattus (black rat)
Lineage: Eukaryota; Metazoa; Chordata; Mammalia; Rodentia; Muridae
Gene: Slc30a8
Product: solute carrier family 30 member 8
Exons: 8
Coding region: 306-1412 (368 amino acids)
Biological process (GO): response to zinc ion; zinc ion transmembrane transport; insulin secretion
Cellular component (GO): plasma membrane
Molecular function (GO): zinc ion transmembrane transporter activity
Source: RefSeq, a predicted model, not a curated record